Messenger RNA from Hipposideros armiger (great roundleaf bat), 6338 nucleotides. RefSeq names its product serine and arginine rich splicing factor 10 (gene SRSF10). Bases 152 to 940 code for a protein of 262 amino acids. The transcript has 6 exons. NCBI's taxonomy places the organism in Eukaryota, Metazoa, Chordata, Mammalia, Chiroptera, Hipposideridae. Gene Ontology annotation, molecular function: RNA binding. The record is from RefSeq and is a predicted model, not a curated record.
GAGGGGGUUGGAGGCGGGAGUGAAGUCUCGCGAGAAGAGGCGGUUGCCUGUAGCGGAGCCUUCUGGCUGUGUGUGUCUGAAGAUCCGCCGCCGGAGCCGCGGACGGUUUGUUGAGCCCGUUAGUGUCCCUGUCGUGACUCACACCGCCGUCAUGUCCCGCUACCUGCGCCCCCCCAACACGUCUCUGUUCGUAAGGAACGUGGCCGACGAUACCAGGUCUGAAGAUUUACGACGUGAGUUUGGUCGUUAUGGUCCUAUAGUUGAUGUGUAUGUUCCACUUGAUUUCUACACUCGUCGUCCAAGAGGAUUUGCUUAUGUUCAAUUUGAGGAUGUUCGUGAUGCUGAAGAUGCUUUACAUAAUUUGGACAGAAAAUGGAUUUGUGGUCGCCAAAUUGAAAUACAGUUUGCACAGGGGGAUCGGAAGACUCCAAAUCAGAUGAAAGCCAAGGAAGGGAGGAAUGUGUACAGUUCUUCACGCUAUGAUGAUUAUGACAGAUAUAGACGUUCUAGAAGCCGAAGUUAUGAAAGAAGGAGAUCAAGAAGUCGGUCCCUUGAGUACAACUAUAGAAGAUCUUAUAGUCCUAGAAACAGUAGACCGACUGGAAGACCACGGCGUAGCAGAAGCCAUUCCGACAAUGAUAGAUUCAAACACCGAAAUCGAUCUUUUUCAAGAUCUAAAUCCAAUUCAAGAUCACGGUCCAAGUCCCAGCCCAAGAAAGAAAUGAAGGCUAAAUCACGUUCUAGGUCUGCAUCUCACACCAAAACUAGAGGCACCUCUAAAACAGAUUCCAAAACACAUUAUAAGUCUGGCUCAAGAUAUGAAAAGGAAUCAAGGAAAAAAGAACCACCUAGAUCCAAAUCUCAGUCAAGAUCACAGUCUAGGUCUAGGUCAAAAUCUAGAUCAAGGUCUUGGACUAGUCCUAAGUCCAGUGGCCACUGAUAGUAUAAACCAUGAUAUUUUUAGGCAUGUAUCAUUCAUUUACUCAUAGUUUGGUUUACUUAAAUUAUCAGGAAUACAAUGUUGCAAUGAUGCUUACAAAACACUUGUCAGUUUUCCCUGUACCAGGCAAUGGUUAUAAUUAAAAUGAUAUGCUGUUGAGAAGCCACUCUUAAGAGUCCAGUUUGUUUAAUGUUAUGGGCAGCUACCAAUUUGUGGUGUCUCUGUAUAUUUUUGUAAAGAUUCUCAUUUUUUAUGCUUGAAGUAUUGGUGAAAAGAUGUUGGUUGACCAUAAUUUGCAACAUUGUUUAUUAAAAACUUUCAUAUCCAUAUUUGGUAGACCUGUUAACCUAGAAAUGUAGUUUGCUAAUAAGAUAGAAUGAUCCAAAAGUGAAGUUGUAGCCACAGUACACUGACCGAUCAGACACAUGUAGGUUCAGGGUGGACCUUUUUGUCUUGUCAAGAUGUCUAGGCCCAUAAGAAUAGUUAUUAAUUUACGACACAGUGUGGAAUAGUUCUUUUAUUAACCCCAUUGUUUUAGGGAAUGAGGCCAACUGGGUUAAGUAGCAUUUUCAGACAUUGAGUUUUUGACUGAAACAUGGAGCCUUCACUGCUUUUUUUCUGGUUUCUAUAAAGAUUUGAAACAUACAAACAUCAGAAAAACUCACCUUAAAAUUUUGAGCAGGUCAAUGAUGGCAGAAAUAAUUUUAAGGGGAAAAAAAUACUCCUACUUAGUUACUCUAAAGUUGAAGGAACAUUGUUGACCAUGAUACGGUUUAGUUUCCUUGCUGCUGUUAAAAGCAAGUAAAUUGUUUCAAAGUAGGUUUGUGUGUGUGCGCAUAGUGUAAGAGAACUGAGUUUUGAUGCUUAUAGCACUUGGUGUGUGCAUUUGUAUCAAAAUUUGCCUACCUCUAUGAAGGAGGCUCGUUCAUCACAUCUCGAUGUAGCCAAUGUGAGGCAGGUUGAAUGGCAGCACUCCCAUUCUAGGUGAUUCUGUGGUGCCAUAAAAUUUACAAUAAUUUUGGAAAAAGAAUUGACUUUAAAUAUGAGUCACAUCUCUUUGAGUUUUUUUGUUACAGAUGUGUAGUAGUACCUGACUAAAAGUGAGAAAAUAAUACCCUUAACCAUUUACAAUUUCUAGCAUUUCUCUGAGAGAUCAUUUGGGGGGCAAUAAAAGUGACUUGACAUGUCCAGUCUCAUUUCACAGUAAAAGCUAGCAUCCUUAAAAUUUUUAGAUUGCUUGCUUGCAGGUUAUAAGUAAGAAAUAUUGUGAGGAAAUUAUUCCUUUUAGAGGAUUUUUUUUUUUCAAUUUUAGUUUUAGUAAUCUAGGCCUUGCCUGUAAAAGAACAAAAGAUGGUUUUUAAAUACUGUUUGUGGAAUGUGUUUAAAGGAUUGAUUCUAGAACCUUUGUAUAUUUGAUAGUAUUUCUAACUUUCAUUUCUUUACUGUUUGCAGUUAAUGUUCAUGUUCUGCUAUGCAAUCAUUUAUAUGCACGUUUCUUUAAUUUUUUUUAGAUUUUCCUGGAUGUAUAGUUUAAACAACAAAAAGCCUAUUUAAAACUGUAGCAGUAGUUUGCAGUUCUAGCAAAGAGGAAAGUUGUGGGGUUAAACUUUGUAUUUUCUUUCUUAUAGAAGCUUCUAAAAAGGUAUUUUUAUAUGUUCUUUUUAACAAAUAUUGUGUACAACCUUUAAAACAUCAAUGUUUGGAUCAAAACAAGACCCAGCUUAUUUUCUGCUUGCUGUAAAUUAAGCAAACAUGCUAUAAUAAAAACAAAAUGAAGGAAAUAAUGAUUAACUGGAAUUAUUAUAGUUUUGAAUGAGAUUCUAAAAUAACAAUGGAAACAAUCCUUUGUAGAUUUAGGAAUAGUUUUGAUCAGUGUUACACUAGGCAUAACUAACUUUUACUUUGGAAAUGAUAGAACUUGCCAGCAAGGUUACGUCUUUUACAGAGUACUUAAAAAUUCCUUAUAUGUAAUGUCAAAGCCCCUUGGGUUAAACAACUUGGAGGUUAUUGGUAGUGUUAAGAUACGUAUUAAAAUGAAAUUUGGGUCAGCUAAUUGUAAGUUCAUAUUUUCAUUAUUGGAUAGACCAAUAAUUCUGCUCUUCCCCGUUGUAAACACAAUGUGUUGGGCCUUAUGUUUAUGGCUUGAUUUAAAAUACUUUGGCAUUGAAUGUUGGUGAGCAGUUAAUAUUUAUUAAUUGAUAACCAUUUUGGGGAACUGGUUUUAGUGUUUUGUGGUUUGAAUUCUAGUUGCUAUAUAAUGACAAUUAUAACUGAUACUUACUAUUUAUGAUGUGCCAGACACCGUUCUAAAAGCUUUAUGUGUUAACUCAUGUACUCUUCGCAAAACCCUAUGAGAAAGAUACUUUUAUUUUCCCCAUAUCACAGAUAAGGAAAUUGAGACACAAAGGCUAUAAAAGGCGAAUCCAGGGUUUGAGCCCAGGCCUGGUCCUUAAAUGAUUUUUCUUAAUGGACUAUAAUUUGAGAGAGAUUGAGGAGAUUGUUUUCAGUCUCUAUAGAAUUAGAAGGCCUGAUAUUUUAUUUUAUUUUUUUUACUUGUGUCACUUAUUAUUAGACUCGACUAUUUUCAAGAAAUGUAUAUGAUAUGUCUAAAGUGACAUACCUAACAGCUUCAAAAGGACUAUAUUAUAGUUGAACCCAUGGUAGUUAGGAUCCUGCCGAUGAGGGUCCUUAUGUAGUGCUUUGAUUUUGGGUGACAUAACUUGAAUUCCACGAUUACUGAGUAACUACUGUGUCUGGCACUGUGCUUGAUAUAUUAGAGUAGAACAUAUCAAGACUCAAGUGAGGGCUGACAUUUCACCUCUUUUUUUACUUAAGAUCUCUCUGCAUUGUUUUUUUAAGCCAAGUAAGCAAGAAGAAAAAUUACCGAUAAUGCUUCAGUGAGAAAGGAAAGGUGCUACAUAGAGUAUGAGAUAUUAAGUUACAACCCAGGGGAAAGACCUGGGAACUAUUGUACUAUUUUCUUGAAAGUUUGGCCCAGUAAGCUGCUACAUCCAGUUCAACUAACAAAAUCCUGUAUACCACAGAGAAGAAUAAAGAAAACCAAACUGACAAACAUCCUUCUUUUAUUUAAGACCAAACUGCAGCUGGAAUACCCAGUACAGUUCUGCUUACUACACUUCAAGAAAGAUCUGAGAAAGCGGAAAAAGAACCAAAGAAGGGCAGUUCAAGCGACCAAAGGGUGGGUGGAAGGUGCUGCAGUAUGAAUACUGUAUGAGUAUUUUGACUCUGGUCCGAAAAGAUAAAAGAACGUUAUUGAAACUACAUGGAAUAAUUGAAGUCCCUUCAAGUUUGAAAGUAAGCAUUUUAGGACAAAUAAAAGGAAACUCAACUUUGUACUUGUGGAAACUAAUCCCUAAAUCUGAAUAGGUUUAUGUUAAUUCAUGGGUAACAGGUCCAUAAUAAAUUACUGGAAACUAGGAUGUCUGAAUAUCAAGACAGCCAUCGUCUCUUACAGUACCUCUCUGUUGGUCUGUCUCAAACUGAAUUGGGUGUGAAAAGGUAUGGUUUGAUAUAAACUUUUUCUUGGUUAUCUCUUAAAGUCAGUUCCAUUUUUGCUAUUGGUAAAUCUUGCCUUUGUUUUAUUCUAGUGCCAGUGUUUUCUGCUUAAUGGUUUGUUUUAUUGGCAUCCGAGUUUAUUUACCUGUAUGCCACGUGCAGUUUACCUCUUCCUUAAACAACUCUCAUUCCCAGGUAAAUUCCAAACUUAAUAUCCAGCUAAGAGGUUCCAUCUCUUCUCACCUCUUUCCUAGUCAAUGUAUUCAGCCAUCAUUUACUGAGCCCUUACUGUGGGCAAAAAUUGUACUGGGUAAUCGGGGAGAAAAAUAGAUAAAAUUCACUUAUUUAAUAUCUACUGAGCACAAUCUAGUGAAUAAAUAUCACAGUAUGGCCUCAUUGUUUUGUUUGAGGUGUAUUAUUUGUGACAGUAUUUUACACCAUUCAUAUCCUAAUGUGAUUAUAAAACCCAAUAUAUUAUCAAAGAUAAGUAAUUUUGUGGUUACCUGCCAUUUAAAAGUAUCCAGUAUUUCUGUUUGCAUCCCUUUAAUACAAAUAAUGAAAAACUGUUUGAAUCUGUAAUAAACUGAUUUAUUGUGCAGUGACUGUAAUAUUACUAGAGUUAUAGUAAAUUGUUAAUUCUGCCUCCUCAAACACAUUAGGAAAUAAUCCCCCCGAAGUAUUUAACUUUGCACUAUACAUAAAGGAGACUCUGGGUGCUAUAUUAAGAUUAUUUUGAGGCAAACAGAGCUGUUAUCCCAACUGAUCGGUAUGUUCUGUAAUUGAGAAAAUGUUCACCAAGUUAUACUUUUUAGUGAUUUACAUGUACAUUUUAUAGGGGACAUGUUCUGUGUAUAGUGAAUAAAUAACUUUUAUAGUAUCAAAAUGUUUUGGAUUCCUUAGUUCCUUAUUAGGAUAUAAAGCUUAUUUACCAAUAUAUUGGUUCUACCGCUCACAUAUUCAUAUUUCUGCUACAGUUUAAACUUCCCACAUAAAGAUCUUUGUCUAAGAAUAUGGACAUCUUUAAGCCUUUAAUUUAUAAAGACAUUACUAAGGGAGGUAUGAAAUGUUAGGUUAUUUUUACCUUUUUUUUUUUUUCAAACUUGCCCAAGAUCACACAGUAAGUGGCAGGCCCUAGAUCUGAGUCCAUGAUUUUCCAUUUGGUUCAUCUUUGUUACUGUUUUGUGCUUGUUUUUUUAAUCAAAUGGGAAAAUCUUUAUAACUUAAUAAAAUUAAUGUAAUGGAAUAGAGAGUUCAUUUAGAGGGAAGAUCUAAUAGAUUUAUAAAAUAAGUUUAAAAAGUUACAAAAGGUAUUUUGUUUGUAACUUCUGGGUGAAAGAAGUCAAAUGUAAACCAAGAUUUCACAGCUGUUGUGCCUCUUUCCAGCCUGGUUUUCCAAAUUUCAGUCUCCUUGUAUUGCAUUCUGAUUCAAAUUCCUGUUUAUAAAAUCCUGAGGUAUUUUGAAAUGAGGCGGCUGUGACUUCAUAGUAGUAGCUCGGGAAUAAUCUAAUGGCAUUCUACCAGGUGUAGCAAAGCUUUUCAGAGACCCAGGAGUCAGCUUCUCAGGAUAAAUGAAGGUAAGCAACCUGUCUUCAUUCAACUACUGAAAUCUACAAGACAUAACUAGUUGCUAUGGAAAAGUUCUCUGGGUUUUUUUCCUCUGCCCCCUCCUCCAACAGUGUUAAUGUUUAAUUACAUUUAUGUAUUCCUAACAGUUAUUUCACCCUUAUAUUAAAGAUAGGAUUUUUUGGUUGUUGUUUGGAAUAAAAAGGCAUGUAAAUUCAUUUCAUUGAUAACUGACAGUUUAAGUAAAAGGCCUUGGAGUUUUUGUAGAUCACAUCUCUGAAUGCUGGAGAGUGAAAUAAACUGGUCUAGGAGCCCAAAA